UUUGUUGUGGGUGUGUGAAGUAAAACUCAUUUUGUAUAGUAGUGGCUGAUGUAAUUAGCGUAAGAUUACCAAGAAAUCGUGCAUAAUUUUUGUUGCGGCGUUGUUUACGUGUUAGGCAUGUGCAAGUUGCAAGCUCCAUCUACAAUAACUAAUUAAACUCACAGUCAUCGUCACACCGUUUUCACAUUCUGCUCGGAUCUUCAUUUCCAACCGGAAGUCGUCGGAGACGGCACUGACGGUGGUACGCGACGGAGUUUUGAUCGGAAUUCCGUAAUGGCUUCUAAUAACCCUUCCCUUCGCCCUGAGAUCGGACCCGACGGUCUCGCCAGAGAAGCUGCCGUCAUCGGCUACACAGAGAGGAUCAUCGAAGAGGAGCAACUUCAAUUGCAUAAAUACAUUCAAGAAAACUAUUCGAAAAUUCGAAAUGUGGAGCGUGAGCUUCAAAAUCUCACGCUUGAGAUGAAACUUACAGCAGGGCCCAAAAAAUCAGCACUUGAGCAUUUGAGAAAGAAAAUAGAACAUUCAACAGAGAAAAUUCGUGCAGCCAAGCUAAAAGAAGAACAAGCCCGGAAGGUGUGGGAAGCAGCAGCAAAAGUAGUGAAGGAAGAGGAAGCAAUAAAGGAGAAGCUAUGUGAAGAUUUGAGCAAUUUGGUUCAAGAGAGCAGCCAGUCUCAGUUUGCACGGCUGGCAGAAUUGAAAAGACGAUUGGAAGCUUUGAAUCCAAGUCACACAACAACUAAUGCUAAUCAUGAUGGGAGAUCGGAAAGUUCUUCUCAGGAGAGUAAAACGCAAGAUGGUUCCUCUGUUCCCAAUGCAAGGGAAUCAAGCGGGGGAUCAGCCGCGAGUGUUACCGAUCAAAGUAAUGGUCAGAAAGCUGCAGUGACAGAUAGACUUAAUCAGCAACCUCCUAAUGAAAGCGAAGGAAAAAGUAAAAAGAAAGUCAACUUCCAAUUAAAAGGAAAGGGAAUUGGUGUUGUGUCUAAGGGUAGAUCUUCUGCUCCUGGCUGGACUGGUGCUGGCUUUGACGCUUGAAUUGGGUAGAUGGUAGAAUCUGAAUAUAAUGUUUGAAGAUACUACUGCGAUGCUGCAUACAUUUUGGGUGAAAGUCCAUACCUUAUGUACAAGGUAUAUCCUUCUGUCCUCCAUCCGUGUUCAGUGUUAACUUGGAAAUGUUGUCUUCUCUCAAUUAGUCAAUUGUAUUAUUUUCGUGACAUUUGGUUGACACAGAGUGAUUAACCUUCUGACUUGGUUUUGAUAGCACUAAUUUGUGAAGUCCUCUACUAUGACAUUCAGGCAAGAACAUAUCAAUAUGUUGAGUUGGAUUCCCCUUGCGAUUUUGCGAGCUGUCACACUUGUUUUGAUCUCAUUGUUUUGAACUGAUAAGUAUUGUGUUAUCUUCCAUUUUGACUUGCUUCACAGAAUUUGGAUAGAAAUUGAGUUGUGAAUAAACUAAUUUCGUGUUUCGAUAGGAGAAUGUAAAGUGAAUAACAAUUGUGUGAUAGAAUGUACAUUAAUCAAGCAAUGCAAUCUUCACUGUUUACAUAU
Molecule: messenger RNA, 1545 nt
Organism: Medicago truncatula (barrel medic)
Lineage: Eukaryota; Viridiplantae; Streptophyta; Magnoliopsida; Fabales; Fabaceae
Exons: 7
Coding region: 274-1032 (252 amino acids)
Source: RefSeq, a predicted model, not a curated record